UGUUUUAAUAACAAUCUUUGUUUAUGUUUCGAGCCAGUGAUGUAAUUUGUUUAUUUUCCAUAUAUGUUCGUCUCGUAUGUCCGUGGUAAGAACGACUCUAUGGCUCCUUCAGUAAGGAUACACUUAAUGUUUUCUCAUACUGUUUCCGACGGGUCGAAAUUAUUCCCUGAAUGGUGCGGAAACGCGGACCCGUUGCAGUCCGUGGCAUUCUUGAUAACAAAGUAGGGCGACUGGCGAGUGUGGUACUGUUACUACGGUCCCGCUACUCCGCUACUCCCCGCUAGUCCGUCACUUCACUAGUCCGCAGUCCGCUAGUCGUCCGCUAGUUUCAGCGUCUCAGUGCAAGUGUAUCUGCCGAGUCGCGUACUUACCCGGCGUUUUGUGCUUGUCAUUUGUUUAGAUGGCAGGAAGUAAAUGGUCUUCAUGUUUAGUCUCCAUAUCAUCUCUUUUAAUAUUGCUAACGGAUUUAAAUUUAGUGUCUGGAAGAAGAAGAGUUAUCAAGGCACAAAACAACAUAAUUGAUGUCAAAACUGAAUGUUCCAUCUCCAGUAUGAAUGUGACCUUAACUCUGGAGCAGGAGUUUUCCGGAGUAGUGUACGCCAAAGGGUUCCCUCUGGAGUGCCGGGCCCUGGGCUCCCGGGAGAACUCCGUCAGUCUCCACCUCACAACCUCCGGGUGUGGAGUUAGGAUCACUCCUCACAAGGAUGGAGGACUACUAUACAGUGUGAUGGUGGUGGUACAAAUGGCUAAGCAUUUACAACAGGUAUCUGAUCCUAUGAUUCCGGUAAGUUGCGUUCUGACUCAAGAUAAAAUGGUUCUUCAUUCGCAUGCACUGCAAGUCAACAAGGCUAAAACCAGGGUAGGCCGAAUGAUGCUUCCUCAAGAUGAACCCCAGCCACGGGCUUGGCUUGAGAUCCAGGGAUCGUCAGAUCAAAAUCAAAACACUGUUAGUGUGGGAGAACAGACCACAAUCCUCGUCAAAACAUGGCUUCCAGAGAACAUCAGCUGUCAAGUAGUGGACUGUUUGGCUCACGAUGGACUGGGAGAGACAUCUCAGGUCCUGAUAGACUCUACAGGUUGUCCCGUGGAUGAGAUGAUAGUUCCUAGACUCACAGCAGAGCCACAACUCUCCGAGGAGUCUGAGGGGUUCCAAUUCACAACCCUUUCUACGUCCUUCCCAGCCUUCAAGUUCCCUGACAGAGAAUCUGUGCAUAUUCGCUGUGGCCUUCAACUUUGUCUUCAUAAAUGCCACGAGGCUGACUGUUCCCCAGACUCAAGAUCAAGACAUAGACAUGAAAGGAAAUUAAAGGGCGAAGAAGGUGAAGUAUUGGACUACAUCCAGCUGUUCAAUAGUGUGGAGGUAUUGGCUCCUGGCAUAGAGAUGGACGAGUACAACAGAUUCCACCCACAAGACAGUGGAAGUGGACCCUUCCCCCCAGAUCUGCUAGGGAUGGAGUUUGGAGACGCUCCCUUCUGUUUGUCGGCAUCUCGCAUGGCUGUGGCGUUUGCUGCCCUAGGGAUGGUAUUUCUUGCCGCAGUCGCUGUAUCGUUGUACGUCUUAUUGCGCAACCGGCUGGUGAAGCAGGUGUACAACCAGAACGACAACUCCAGACUGAUGAGUCGAGACAGUUUGUCGCUGAUCCUCGGCCAGAACAGUCGAAGCAGUUUAUCUGCGUGGUCCUAUGGCAGGAUUUGAUCGGUAAUAGCUUGCUUUGGUUUCAUUACAAGAACCCAGUGUUGUAGGGGCACAGAAACAGAUGGUUCUGAUAAAGUGUGUUUCCACACACAAUAAUGCCAUAUAAACUCUAAAAGCGUUGCUAUUGCUAUUGGAAAUUGUUCAACUUCACUACAAAAAAAUCCUUAGAAGAAAAUUAUUUAACUUGAAGAAGAACAGUUUCCACUAAGGUACUGGUACCCUAAUCCAAGAGAGCUAUUUUUUGCAAUGUGUACUAGUAAUUCAGUGUUCACUACAAAGUAGAAGGAAUACUGUAUUUUUGUUGAAACUAGUAUUUCAAGAACAUUUUUUGGAGCUAAUUUAAAAAGGAAUUGUUAACAUGUUGUGGAUGCAAGUUUUUUUCCGUUAGAGUCUUUUAGAUGGAACUUUUAAAUAAUUGCAGAGGUUUUUACUUGUUUGUGCCAUUUUGUAUGAACCAUCAAAAUGAUUGGUAAAUCGUUCUCUUUACCUACUUAAUAAUUAAUUCCUACAAUGAUGACUUGACAUCUUCAAUGAGAGUCAGAGACGUUUUACUGUAUUUGUUAUUUUUAGUUUUAUCUAAAGCUAUAGGAAUAUAAUUUUGAUUGUGAUUAUUCCAAUUAAAUUAGUACACGUUUAGUACUUUUGCAUUAGACUUUUUGGUAAAAGCAUAGCCAAGAUCGAGCUAAGAUAGCUUCUUCAAAAUUGUUCAACAGUAUAUCCUUUAUGUACCAUUAGCACAAAAUAUUUCAGUAACUAAGUACAGUAAACAUUAUUCAUCCAUUUUGUUUGACUAAACACCUUAAUUUAUAGAUAUUUAUUUUUCAGAUUCUCUUUUCUAGAGUAUUUUCAAUGGAGCUGUGAUAAAAUGUGAGCCCUUUAGUAAGUGGAAAAUAAAUUUUAGCUUCUUUUAACAAUCACGCGUAUGACACAAAUUUAGGUUUCAGAAGUUAAUUGAGCAAGAUUAUGUAUUAACCAACCAUCUAACUAGCAUAUAUUGUUUAAAACUACCUAAACCUACAUAUUAUAACCUAUGUAAAAUUAAUUCAUCCUAGG
Macrosteles quadrilineatus (aster leafhopper) is the source of this 2749-nucleotide messenger RNA. RefSeq lists its product as uncharacterized. The record is from RefSeq and is a predicted model, not a curated record. The transcript has 11 exons. Bases 401 to 1696 code for a protein of 431 amino acids. NCBI's taxonomy places the organism in Eukaryota, Metazoa, Arthropoda, Insecta, Hemiptera, Cicadellidae.